Messenger RNA from Penicillium daleae, 2322 nucleotides. RefSeq names its product fungal specific transcription factor domain-containing protein. The record is from RefSeq and is a predicted model, not a curated record. Lineage: Eukaryota; Fungi; Ascomycota; Eurotiomycetes; Eurotiales; Aspergillaceae. Gene Ontology annotation, biological process: DNA-templated transcription; positive regulation of transcription from RNA polymerase II promoter by galactose. Gene Ontology annotation, cellular component: nucleus. Bases 1 to 2322 code for a protein of 773 amino acids. The transcript has 4 exons. Gene Ontology annotation, molecular function: RNA polymerase II cis-regulatory region sequence-specific DNA binding; DNA-binding transcription factor activity, RNA polymerase II-specific; zinc ion binding.
AUGACAAGUGAGUCGCCCGAUCGAGACGUGGAUCCGUCUGCAUCAUACCACCCGAAGAAGCGGUUGAAGUAUACGCAGAUAGCAUGGUUCGUCUGCCUCGCUCCAUUCCGCAAUGUCUCCCUUCGGCAACCUUGCAAUGACCAGGUUUCUGAGAGAUACCCCGUGCUCAUGCUAACAAUGAUAGCAAUGAAUAUUCCCUGCGUGUAUCCAACUGAUCGCAUGCCAAUCCAAGAGACCGAGUUCAAAGAUGCACGUGUCGGUCCCAGAUUUGAUUCCGUGGAUCGGCAACUGGAGAUGCUGCAGCGAGAAAUGCGGAGUCUAGCUACUCGCCUGCGAGAGUUGGAAGCUUCCAGCCCGGCAUCCUCGAGACCUGUAAAGACAUCUACUCCAAGGGAGUUGGAUCGUAUUUUGAACGCGCCAAAAUCACCACCGUACGUUGGGCCGACCAGUGCGGAGUUUGGCCUGCGGCGACAACGAGCUUCUAGAAACCCUGCUAGUGAAAAUGAAGCUGAUGAGGAUAUGCCCUUGUCUACACCGACCCGAAGUCCCACCCCAGAGGGUACAGCUCCGCAUUCAGGGAGUGGUUUCAGUAUAGGACUUGAUGAUGCCUUACGCUUGGUGCAGGUGUAUGAGGAUCUUGUCGGGGUUAUGUAUCCUUGUGUGGAUAUUGAUAGUGUUCGUGGCUAUGUGCACGAGUAUUAUCGCUCCCAUGAUAUGAUUCUUACUGAUGCCACUGACUCGUUGGAUAAAGGCUCGACGGAUCAGGAUUGGUUUUUUGCUCGGGAUAUUCAAGUGUUGAAAUUGAUCCUUGCGACUGCUCUUCUGGCUGAGUCACAUGGCCGCAGUGAAGCUGCGGCGCAGCUUGCGGAUAGUGUGGAAGACCGGUUUGCCAGCCGAUUUAAGGUUGCUGAGGUGGAUAUGAAGGAAAUUUUGAUCAUGACAUUACUGUCAAUCUUCCACUCAUAUCGUGAUGAUGAAGUCAUCUCCUGGCGCAUGACCCGCAUCGCGACUAGUGCCUGCAUGGAACUCGGCCUUCAUCGGCAAGAAACCUGGCAGCGGACAGGAGGUGUCUUCCCGGGUGAGCUUGCUAGGACUUGGGCAAUGCGGCUCUUCUGGUGCAUAUACGUCCUGGACCGAAAGUGGUCUUUUGGCAGUGGCCUUCCUUUUGGCAUUCAAGACAUGGAUAUGGAUACAAAUCUCCCUGAGCCGGGACACUCCACCCCAUACUUGACGUGCAUGAUCUCGUAUGCACGGUUGAGCACUAAGAUCUGGGGCUUGGUCAUGGAGUGGCCCAAACACUCGAGAUUAGCGACUGCUGAUAAAUGCGCCGAACUGGAUGCGCAGGUGCAGCAAUGGAUUUGGUCGAUCCCACGGGAUCUACGCUUCAAUCCGAAUUGGCAACCUCGCGCACUUCCGAGACCUGAACAGUCGCAGCAGAAUGACCGAGUGAUGAUGCUGCAAGUUUUGCUUGCGUUGCAAGGAAACCAACUUCGAAUCUUAGUGUAUCGACAGAACCUGCAAAGCAGUGACCAUAUCGCCGGAGACGUUGCGGGCGCUACUAUAGCUGUGGAAACGGCGAAGAGCACGAUCCACAUGUUGGAAUAUUUCAGCGGCGUGACGAAUAUUUACUUUCAACGGCCGGAGCCGUUCAAUUAUUUUUUGAUCUCUGCAUUGGCUGCUCUUCUUUUGGCAGUCUUGCACGCGCCAAGUCGCUUUAGCCAUGUCUGUCGUCCAGAGUUCUAUACAGCUAUAGAACUCGUGCGUCGCUCGGCGACUCGUGCUCGAACAUCACGGCGCUUACAGAAGAUCAUCCGCAGUCUAAAACAUAUUCAAUUGCACAAGGGUGGCCCAGACCAGGCGGUCUCUCAUGGUCGUCCAGCAAAACCAGCAACCCGAGGCACGAAAAGGCCCGCAGACUACCAUUCGCGCCCAACGACACAGGCAGAGUCUAUGUCUGGACGGGGGCCGUGGGAUGUCAAUCCUCUUUCUAAUCCAGCUUCGCAGCCUACAUCCAAUCUCCACCCUAGUCAGAACUACGACACAUCGACGACUUCGUGGCAAAUCUCCCCGGGAACAGUGAUGGACGAGCCCAACAUUUGCGAAGAUCUGAGCAGUUUCUUCGAGAAUGCUGGUGACCUGUACUUUGAUUCUCAUGCAACCUCGGACCUCCACUUACCCACUGGACCAGAUCUGUCGCUAGCCAGGGGAGUGGAUAUGGGUUUCUUUUCUGUACCUGCGAACCCGCAGUCCCCUAAUAACGCUUUUGAUGCAUUCGAGACUGACAAUGAGGAAUUGACGCGGGUGAUGGCAGGUUUACUAUAA